UUUUACAAACACAAAUUAUGCUAAGUUUGAAUUUAUUACCAUAUAUUAAAUAAUGAGCGCCAAAGUAUUCCAAAUAAACAUAUGCUUAAGAUUUUAAACACUCCUUAGCCGUUACUUAACUUUAACAUGAGUAAAAAGAAAGGGAUAUGAAAUAUGAGUAAGCUGGCGCCACAACGACCAUAAUAUUUAUCCAAAAUUCUCUCACCACCCAAACACCAUCUCCCACUCCAAACAAAAACAUUCACAACUUUUUGAGUGUGUGUGUGUGUGUGCAGAAGGAGGACAGCUGCAAUGGCAAUGGCAAUAGCUCUUCGGAGGCUUUCAUCUACAGUUGACAAACCCAUUAAGCGUCUCUCUAAUGGUGGCUCUCUCUAUUACAUGUCAUCUUUGCCAAAUGAAGCUGUCUACGACAAGGAAAACUCUGGAGUCACCUGGCCAAAGCAACUGAAUGCCCCGCUGGAGGUUGUUGAUCCUGAGAUUGCUGACAUAAUUGAGCUUGAGAAAGCUCGCCAAUGGAAGGGGCUCGAACUGAUUCCUUCAGAAAAUUUCACUUCCCUUUCGGUGAUGCAAGCAGUUGGAUCAGUUAUGACUAACAAGUAUAGUGAAGGAUAUCCUGGUGCCAGAUAUUAUGGAGGAAAUGAGUACAUAGACAUGGCAGAAACUUUAUGCCAGAAACGUGCUUUGGAAGCAUUCAGGUUGGAUCCUGCAAAGUGGGGAGUGAAUGUGCAGCCUCUAUCAGGAUCACCUGCUAAUUUUCAUGUUUACACUGCAUUAUUAAAACCUCAUGAACGGAUCAUGGCUCUUGAUCUUCCUCAUGGUGGACAUCUUUCUCAUGGAUAUCAGACUGAUACGAAGAAGAUAUCUGCAGUCUCUAUAUUCUUUGAGACAAUGCCAUACAGACUCAAUGAGAGCACUGGCUAUAUUGACUAUGACCAGCUUGAGAAAAGUGCCACACUGUUUAGGCCAAAAUUAAUUGUUGCUGGUGCUAGUGCCUAUGCACGUCUUUAUGACUAUGAACGAAUCCGGAAGGUCUGCGACAAACAGAAAGCUAUUUUAUUAGCAGAUAUGGCACACAUUAGUGGAUUGGUUGCAGCUGGAGUCAUCCCAUCACCAUUUGAUUAUGCUGAUGUUGUCACUACCACAACCCACAAAUCCCUUCGUGGGCCUCGUGGUGCUAUGAUUUUCUUCAGGAAGGGUGUUAAAGAGGUUAACAAGCAAGGGAAGGAGGUUUUAUACGAUUAUGAAGACAAAAUCAAUCAGGCAGUCUUUCCUGGACUUCAAGGCGGUCCUCACAAUCACACCAUUACUGGCUUGGCAGUUGCCUUGAAACAGGCAAUCACUCCAGAAUACAAAGCAUACCAAGAGCAGGUCCUCAGCAACUGCUCAAAAUUUGCCCAGGCUUUAAUGGAGAAUGGUUAUGAACUUGUCUCUGGAGGAACGGAGAAUCACUUGGUUUUGGUGAACCUGAAAAACAAGGGUAUUGAUGGUUCUAGGGUUGAGAAAAUCUUGGAAGCUGUACAUAUUGCAGCCAACAAGAACACUGUUCCUGGAGAUGUAUCUGCUAUGGUCCCUGGUGGCAUCAGGAUGGGAACUCCUGCACUCACUUCUCGGGGAUUUGUUGAGGAAGAUUUUGUGAAAGUUGCUGAAUUCUUUGAUGCUGCGGUGAAGCUAGCAGUGAAAGUAAAGGCUGAAACUCAAGGGACAAAGUUGAAAGACUUUGUAGCAACGCUACAAUCCAGUGCUCCAAUCAAGUCUGAAAUUGCAAAGCUCCGCCAUGAUGUAGAGGAGUAUGCUAAGCAGUUCCCUACAAUUGGGUUUGAAAAACAAACAAUGAAGUACAAAAACUAAGAGUACAUACCCAAGGCACCUGAGAUCCAACUUCGUAAAGGUGAAAGGCCGAAGAAAAUCCAGCUAUGGCUUGCUUUCAAGUACAUGAUUCUCAUGCUUAUGUAUGUAAAGUUCCAGCAGACAUUGGUUCCCAUGUGAGCCAAUUUGUAUAUUAAACACUUACAAUCCAAAAGAGGUCCUUGAAGCAAUAAACUCUUGUUACCUUACAUUUUUGUUCAUUUACAAGUGGGAUUCUGUUA
This is a messenger RNA of Nicotiana attenuata, 2087 nucleotides long. RefSeq names its product serine hydroxymethyltransferase, mitochondrial. The record is from RefSeq and is a predicted model, not a curated record. The transcript is spliced from 16 exons. Lineage: Eukaryota; Viridiplantae; Streptophyta; Magnoliopsida; Solanales; Solanaceae. Gene Ontology annotation, biological process: folic acid metabolic process; tetrahydrofolate interconversion; L-serine catabolic process. Gene Ontology annotation, cellular component: cytoplasm. Gene Ontology annotation, molecular function: pyridoxal phosphate binding; zinc ion binding; cobalt ion binding. The coding region runs from base 292 to 1848 and encodes 518 amino acids.